AUGCCCCCGAAUGAAAAUGGUGCCUUCCAGGAGUCGAGCGGGAACCUUGCCGAGGUGUCCGCGUCGACUGGCGCCGGCGCAACUGCGGACACCGCUGCUGCUUUGAACACAGCGGAGCCGCUGCUGUUCGACCCAUCGAUGAAGAAAAAGAAGAAGAAGAAACCUGUAGAACAAGGAACGAAUGCCGGGGAUACGACAACUGCGCUUGACUCGGAACAGGCUCCGACAGAACGGCACGUGCACUUCCAGGUCGAAUCCGACGGCGAUCGAGCGGCGUCGCCUGUCGACAGCGGGACAGCGGUGAACGCAGGCACCAUCACGACGUCCAGCAGCAGCGUUAGCCAUGAAAACAAUAUGGAGGCAGCGGAGCCGUGGCAAGGUACGGAUCGUGACUACACCUACGACGAGCUCCUUCGCCGCAUCUUCGACAUGCUCCACGGACGGCACCCGGGUCUGGGCGGGAACCCGGACGGUCGUCGCCGCUUAUCGCUACGACCUCCGCAGAUUGCACGAGAAGGCUCCAAGCGUACCGUUUUCCUUAAUUUUGGGGAUAUAUGCCAGUCACUGCGUCGACAACCGGAGCACUUGGCAGCCUACAUGGCCGCUGAGCUCGGCACCACCGGGAAUCUGCAGGAGAGUGCCCGUCUGGUUCUCAAAGGGCGAUUCCAGCCCGCUGGUUUCGAGGGUGUGCUGCGGCGUUACAUCCGCGAAUACGUCAUGUGUGCGAGUUGCAAGAGCCCCGAGACCGUGCUCAUGCGCGAUGCCCAUACGCGGCUCUACUUUAUGAAGUGCGAAAACUGCGGCUCCUCUCGGUCGGUGGCUCCGAUUCGACAGGGAUUCAUGGCACAGACCGAGCGAAGAUCGCUUCGACGUGACGCCGCCUAG
Cyanidioschyzon merolae strain 10D is the source of this 885-nucleotide messenger RNA. Its product is annotated as eukaryotic translation initiation factor eIF-2 beta subunit. The coding region runs from base 1 to 885 and encodes 294 amino acids. NCBI's taxonomy places the organism in Eukaryota, Rhodophyta, Bangiophyceae, Cyanidiales, Cyanidiaceae. Gene Ontology annotation, biological process: formation of translation preinitiation complex; translational initiation; formation of cytoplasmic translation initiation complex. The transcript has a single exon. Gene Ontology annotation, cellular component: eukaryotic translation initiation factor 2 complex. Gene Ontology annotation, molecular function: translation initiation factor activity; mRNA binding; translation initiation factor binding. The record is from RefSeq and is a predicted model, not a curated record.